Messenger RNA from Myiozetetes cayanensis, 7297 nucleotides. RefSeq names its product prickle planar cell polarity protein 1 (gene PRICKLE1). Bases 207 to 2702 code for a protein of 831 amino acids. Lineage: Eukaryota; Metazoa; Chordata; Aves; Passeriformes; Tyrannidae. Gene Ontology annotation, molecular function: zinc ion binding. The record is from RefSeq and is a predicted model, not a curated record. The transcript is spliced from 8 exons.
GGUCCCUGCCGGCGCGGCCGGGGAUGCGCGUCCCCCGCCGGCGCUGACUCCGCGCUGCAGAGCCGCCUACCCGCCUCUCUCGCCGUCUGUGUGACGGACCCCACCGCCGCUCUCCUCCCGGGAAUACGUCGCCGUCGUCCGGCCGCGCUGCGGGGAGGAUCAGUUUCUUGAUGAGCUGCAGCUGAAAUAUUUAACACUUCACACUCAUGCCACUGGAGAUGGAGCCCAAAGCCAAUAACCUCGUUUUUGGGUGUCAGCGAAGCUCAACCUCUGACGAUGACUCUGGAUGUGCCUUGGAGGAAUAUGCCUGGGUUCCCCCAGGCCUCAGACCAGAGCAGGUCCAGCUGUAUUUCGCCUGCUUGCCCGAGGAGAAGGUCCCUUAUGUUAACAGUCCUGGAGAGAAACACCGGAUUAAACAACUUCUCUAUCAGCUGCCACCCCAUGAUAAUGAGGUGAGAUACUGCCAGUCUUUAAGUGAAGAAGAAAAGAAGGAACUGCAGAUGUUCAGUUCUCAGCGCAAAAAGGAGGCACUUGGCCGAGGCACUAUUAAAGUACUCUCAAGAGCAGUGAUGCAUGCGGUUUGUGAACAGUGUGGUACAAAAGUAAAUGGCGGUGAAGUUGCAGUUUUUGCCUCGAGAGCUGGGCCUGGUGUGUGCUGGCAUCCCUCGUGUUUUGUGUGCUUCACAUGCAACGAGCUGCUUGUUGACCUUAUCUACUUCUACCAAGAUGGAAAAAUUCACUGUGGCAGACACCAUGCUGAACUUCUCAAACCUCGAUGUUCAGCCUGUGAUGAGAUAAUUUUUGCUGAUGAGUGUACGGAAGCUGAAGGUCGCCACUGGCACAUGAAGCAUUUCUGUUGCCUCGAGUGUGAAACAAUCCUGGGUGGACAGAGAUACAUCAUGAAGGAUGGGCGACCAUUCUGCUGUAACUGUUUUGAAUCUCUCUACGCGGAAUACUGUGAGACCUGUGGGGAACAUAUCGGUGUUGACCAUGCUCAGAUGACCUAUGAUGGGCAGCACUGGCACGCCACAGAAGCUUGCUUUUCUUGUGCUCAGUGCAAGACUUCUUUGCUUGGCUGCCCUUUCCUUCCAAAGCAAGGGCAGAUUUAUUGUUCAAAAACCUGCAGCUUGGGAGAGGAUGUUCAUGCCUCCGACUCUUCUGAUUCUGCGUUUCAGUCUGCUCGAUCCAGAGAUUCCAGGAGGAGUGUCCGCAUGGGAAAAAGCAGCCGGUCAGCUGACCAGUGCCGUCAGUCUCUCCUCCUGUCACCAGCCCUCAAUUACAAAUUUCCUGGCCUUUCAGACAAUGCUGAUGAUACCCUCUCUCGUAAGCUGGAUGAUUUAAGCCUUUCAAGGGAAGAGGCCAGCUUUGUUAAUGAAGAUUUCUGGAAAGGAAGAGUAGAGCAAGAAAUGCCUGAAGACCCUGAAGAAUGGGCUGAACAUGAAGAUUACAUGACUCAACUUCUUCUGAAGUUUGGUGAUAAAAGCCUCUUCCAGCAGCCCACUGAAGUAGACAUUAGAUCAAGUGAACACUGGAUUUCUGAUAGCAUGGUCAAGAGCAAGUUGGACUUGAAAAAAAGUAAUCCAAGCCUAGCAAGUAAGAAAUAUCAAUCAGACAUGUACUGGGCCCAGUCACAAGAUGGUUUGGGAGACUCUGCAUAUGGCAGCCACCCAGGCCCUGCCAGCAGCAGGAAAAUCCAGGAGCUGGACAUGGAACAUGGGGCAUCAGGAUACAAACACGACCAAACACCGUGGUAUGGAGGUUCACUCGAAUGUUUGUCUGACUUGAAACAGCAAGAACAAAGUGUUCGUGAUUCAAUGGAUUCCUUGGCUUUGUCUAACAUAACAGGUGCUUCAAUGGAUGGAGAAGGCAAGCCACGGCCAUCCCUCUACUCUUUGCAAACUUUCCAAGAACUGGAUGUGGAGGACUGUGAGAAGAUGAGCAACAUGGGAACUCUAAAUUCUUCAAUGCUCCACCGGAGCACAGAGUCCUUGAAGAGCCUGAGCUCAGAGUUGUGUCAGGAAAAAGUCUUGCCAGAGGAAAAGCCAGUCCAUAUGCCUGUACUGAGAAGAUCUAAAUCCCAAUCCAGACCACAGCAAGUGAAGUUUUCAGAUGAUGUUAUUGAUAAUGGAAGUUAUGAGAAUCUCGAAAUACGUCAGCCUCCAAUGAGUGAGAGGACUCGUAGGCGUGUUUACCAUUUUGAAGAACGUGGAAAUCGGCCUUCUCAUCAUCGCAGAAGAAGUAGGAAGUCCCGUUCAGAUAAUGCACUUAACCUGGCCACAGAAAGAAGAAGCUCUCCGAGAGAGAGAUUUCGUUAUUACUCCCCUCAGGAUCAUGAAAAAUUUAUUCAGAAUAGGAGCUCACGUGAGCUUCGGGCAUUUAUUCAAAACGCGGAGCUGUAUGGACAGUAUGCCCAUACUAGGUCUGACUAUGCACUGAGGAAUCAGGUGGUUGAUAAGUUUUUUGGGUUGUAUGGUGAGGAAGAUGACUCCUGGUGUUCAACUUCAUCCUCAUCAUCCGAUUCUGAAGAGGAAGGAUAUUUUCUAGGACAGCCAAUUCCACAACCACGGUCACUGAGAUAUCCGUACUAUACAGAUGAUCUUUCUGGUCCAACUACUGCAUUAUCUACUUCUCAGUUUGGACAAAGGACAACCAAAUCAAAGAAGAAGAGGGGACACAAAGGAAAAAAUUGCAUUAUUUCUUAAUUAAUUCUUAAUAUUUCUUAAUUGGGAAGACCAGUCAACUCUGUUGCUACAGUAUGAACCACAUCUUUUUAUAUUAAUAAUUGUACUUAGGCAAGUUGCUGAAGUUCUUAAUGCUUUGCCAUUGUAAAUGAUAACCCUGCCAGAGUUUACAUUGUUCAAGUAACAUUCAGAAAUGUCUCCACACCAAAUGAUCUGCUCAGAUACUGCUAGGUUUACAUACUGUGUUUCAGCUGUCACAAUACUGUUACUGCAGUUCUUGAUAGAGACUUUUUGUAGAUAUUUUAUUUUAUGCUCGCUAUUCACCUACACUGAAUUAUCUGAGAGAGGAUUCAGCAAAGAUAAGUAAAUAAAAAUGUCAGUCCUGUGCUGUAGCUAUAUCCACAUAGAUGAUCUUUGACUUUUUCCUCUUGCUGCCAAGAAAAAGAAGGCUCUCUGCUGUGUCUUUUCUUCACAGAUAAAGCUCACUCUUCCUCUUUCAAGUUUCCUCACAAAAAUUGGAAUUUUUUUUUUAAUUUGGGAAAAUGCUCCUUAAGAGGCAAAAAUCAGAAUGUGGGAGCUGAAAUGCUCGAAGCCUUGAUGUAUCCUAAAGCAACAGUAAAUGGUUUAUACACUUAACUUUCAUGGGUUUUCCUCCACAAUUUUUUGACAAACUGUAAGGUGAAUGUUUUGGGUUUGGGGUUUUUUUUGUGCCUGUUUAAAGGAAGGUGUUAAUUCAGCUGCUGGAAUUGGACUUAACUGCCAAUGAGUGGUGAUGUUUCUUCUGUCAUUCCCCCCAACCCUUCAGCAGUGAGAGAGGUAAAACUGCUGGAGUCCUUUGCUCAGGCAUGUAACCCCAUUUAAGUCAAUGAAUCCACUUUCUUACGUAACAAAUAUUUUCAUAAGGGCUUAAGGGAUUAGGCUCCAGAAUUGUGUCUUUUCACAUGCAUUAUCCAGGUUUUAAAAUGUAUUAGCUGCAAUUCUAAGUCAAAAAACAUUGAUAUUUAUAAUGUAGUAUUUCAUAGGCUUAAAUGUAUUCAUAAUUUAACAGUGCAAAUACUAAUGUACAUAUUGUACAGUUAAAAUUUUAAAAUCUGAAUAUUUUUAUAUCCCUGAAUUUGAAGAAGUUUGUUACAAGAUCAAACUAGAUUUGUUAAGGGUUUAACAGCAGCAUUAUGGAUGAAAUAUUGCUUGUAUUUUAGUCAGGGGGUUUAAGCUGAAAAAUAUUGAAAAAUGUUCAGUGCAAAACAGCUUAAUUUUGUCUACUAGGUAUUAAAAGCUCUGUAUGCAUGGUGGGGCUAUGUAAAUACUCUCUAUGGCCCUCUUAAUCUUGCAAGUGUUAUUUAUGGGUCAAACAAAAUGUAAACUAUAUAAAUGUAAAAACCACACAAGCCUGGAAUAUAUCAGUACAACCAGUAUGCAACUCCUGUGGAUGUGGAUUUUAUUAUUAUUGUUCCCCCUCCUUUCCCAAAAAUAAUUUCCGAAGUUCACCUACAUAAAGGAAGAGAGAUCCUGGGUGGUUCUAGAAGCCAAGCUGGCAAAAACUGUAACCUAAUAGCUAAUCUCAAAAGUUCCCUUGAACUCAGAUGUGGAGCAGGAGCUACUUUAAGUUAUAAUAAACUUCUUCUACUGUUUUAAAUAAAUUUGUUAACUGUGACAUCCACUAAUUAAGAUAGUAAAUGCUAAAGCCAAUGGCUUUCUGACCACCUGAGGAAAGGAAAUGAAUGAAAUAGUAGAUGCUUCUUACCAGAAAAGCCUGUCAAAUCAAACUAAGCUUGCCCUUCUUGAGGAUAUAAAAGUUGUAGAUAAAAGCAGCUAAAAGUAAGGAAUGGAUACACAGGCACUGGCUUACACCAAAGAAAAUGAAGCUAUUGCGAAGGCUAAAUCAGACUAGCAGUUACUUGCUUGUAUUUUUCUGGGUAAAACGGGCAACAGAUCCUUUACUCCCAGAAGUGGUACUCAUCCUGUAAGUCACUUCUCUAGUACAAACAAGUCUCAUGUAGGUGAAAGCUGAUCAAAGCAAUACCCUGUUACAUCCCAUGGGCCGAUGGGUGCCUCGUGGGAUGGUUCCAGCUGGCAGGCUCUGCCCUGGCUCAGGCAGCACAUGCUUCACAGCCACCAGACUGCCAGAAGUUACGGGGCAUGAGGAGAGAUGUUGACUUCUUAAUACCUUCCCCAGAAUGCUCCAACAAUGAUUAGGACCUUCCCUUCUUGCCUGCAUUUCCAAUAAUGGGAAAUCAGGGUCCUCAGAAACAAAAUGCUGUGCUACUACUGCUGUGUCCUUUGUUGGACCAAGUAACAGUCUCAUGGAGAAAUGUCUCCACCGGUAUUUCUUCUGAUCUUACAUCAUCUCCUGAGAUGCACCAUAUGUACUCUCUCAAACACCAAUGUCUUAUGGAAUAUUAGAUAAUAAAAGUUCUCCAUAGAUUGCUAGUUGCUUCUUAAUAUUUUCUUCUUUAAGAAAAAAAUUUAAGAUGACUAUACAACUUUAUUUAUAGUUUUCUCAGCUUGACAUAAACAACUUAUAUUAUUUUUGACCACUUCCAAUGAGAAAUAUUUCUAACUGGUUCUUCUACCUUAAAUAGAAUGGUACGGGGUUAGCACAUUAACAAGUGCUAGGAGUAACUUCUACUUUCAGGAGCUCUUACAGUGACAAAGAAAUCAAAUUCCUCCAUCACAGCAUGUUUUCUUUCAACAGUGCUCUUUCUACCACUUUCCAGGAGCCCCACAGAGACUGUCCACUAGACCAGAGACAUUUUUUUUAUACUGAUCUGAAAUAAAUCCAAACUACAUGCUUGUUCUAGAGGAAGCAAGACUAAAAGCCAUCCUUCUGCCUUAAAUUAAGGAACUGGCAUAGUAUAUUUUACUUACAUCAGAAAGCAUACAUCCCAAAAGGUUAAACGUGAACAUUCAACACAAUGUCAAGUAUUAAAUGGAAAAUCAUUAUCCUCUCACUUAUGAAUGCAAAUGAAACCUUUCACAGAAAUAACACGAAGAAUUAAAGACUCCUUAGUUCAUGAGUAAAAUUUAAUCAAUUUCUUCAAAAAAGAUUAAGCAAAGGACAAUGUAACAAACUUUUGAAAGAUCUUACUGACCUGUUAGCUAAUAUAAAAUACUCAAGAAUACUGGCUGACAAGUCAGGCUGGCUGACAGGUCAGGCUCAAAAAAUUAUAGUAAAUGGGGUUACCUCAGGCUGGCAGCUGGUCACCAGUGGCACUUCAUAGGGCCAGUGGUCUUUAAUAUUUUUAUGAAUGGUUAAGAGAGGAGUCAAAUGUACAUUAAGUAAGUGCUAACACUACUAAAUUGAGAGGAGCUGUGGACUCCCCUCAAGGGCAGAGAGGCAGAGAGAUCUGGAUAAACUAGUGAACUGGGCAAUCACCAGCUGCAUGAUGUUUAACAAGAGCAAGUGCCAGAUUCUCCACCUGGGACAAGGGUAGUCCUGAUUAUACAUACAAAUUGGAGAAUGAGAAGCUGGAGAGCAGCCCUACAGAAAGGGACGUAGAGGUCCUGGUCAAAGGCAAGUUAAAUACGAGUGAAUAGCUGUCCUGGCAGCCAGGAGGGCCAACCAUGUCCUGGGAGGCAUCAGGCAAAGCAUCACCGGCCGGUUGAGGGAGGGGAUUGUCCCGCUCUGCUCUGCACUGGUGCGGCCUCACCUUGAAUAUUGCGUGCAGGUUUGGGCACCACAAAAUAAAAAAGAUAUUAAGCUAUUAGAGAGAGGAAGGUGGUCAAGAUGGUGAAAGGCCUUGAGGGGAGGAGUGUCUGAGGUCACUUUGUUCAGCCUGGAGGGGACUGAGGGGAGACCUCAUUGCAAUCUACAACUUCAAGAUGGGCAGUGGAGGGGGAAGUGCUGAUCUCCUCUCUGGUUACCAGUAACAGGACUGGUUACUAGUAACAAGGAAAUUGAAUGAAGCUGCAUCAGGGGAAGUUCAGACUAGACAUCAGGAAAAGAUUCUUCACUGAGAGGGUGGUCAGUCAUUGGAACAGGCUCCCCAGGGAAGUGGUCAUGGCCCCAAGCUGCCAGAGUUCAAGGAGCAUCUGGACAAUGCUCCUAGUCAUAUGGUUCAGUUUUCAGUAGUUCUGCGAGGAGCAGAGAGUUGUACCCAAUGAUCUUUACAGUUCCUUUCCAACUUGAGAUAUUCUAUGACCAUAAGCUUACGUAUUAAUAGAAAAGCACUUGAAAAAUCAGAUAUUUUUAUCAUAGUAAAUUUAAUCAGGAUUCUAACAAAGGAAACUCCUAACAAACUGUACAGUAACAAUGGAAAUUUUUAAUCAAAAAUAUAUUAAACACAAUUUCAGUAAUUUUUCAUUAGCUUUUCUAACCCAAAGCAGAAACCCAAAAAGGUUCUCUGUCCUGUAGACAAGUAGCGAAGUGCUGUAGUUAUGCUUCUGCAUUAGAGAAGACUGCCUGUGGUUCACAACUGAUCUUCAUAAAACAAUGGUAAAACUGAUCUUGGUAGAACGACAAAAAAAUCUUGCCAGAGGGGGCGGGUCAGGUCUUGCUACUGUGUCACAACAGGUUGCCUCUCUUUCCCUCUCUCCCUCACCAAAUUAGCAUCCUGUAGGACCCAUGAGCUGAUUUCCACUCACUGUGCAGCUCACAUAAUCCUAGUUGCCAAAAA